AUGCAUGCAGCUCAAAGCCGGCAAAAGAGUUAUGCUAAUCAGCGACGAAGAGAUUUGGAAUUUGCAGUAGGGGAUCACGUGUUCCUUAAAGUGUCACCAAUGAAAGGGGUACUGAGGUUUGGGAAGAAAGGGAAACUCAGUCCAAGAUAUAUUGGGCCAUUUGAGAUUCUGGACAGGAUUGGAACUCGAGCUUACCAUGUUGCUUUACCACCAAAUUUGUCCGGGGUACACAAUGUGUUUCAUGUAUCCAUGCUUAGACGAUACAUUGCUAAUCCAUCUCAUGUGAUCGGUCAUGAGUCCAUGCAGUGGACGCCAGAUCUGACCUAUGAGGAACAACCAAAACAGAUCCUAGAUCGCCAAGUCCGGACAUUGAGGAACAAGGAAAUCAAGAUGGUGAAGAUCCUAUGGGGGAAUCAGCAGAUGGAGGAGGCCACCUGGGAAACUGAACAAGAUAUGCACAACCGAUACCCUGAAAUAUUUUUGCUGAAUUCAAGAAUGUGGAAUGAGUUUGAAGAGACUAUUCUGGAAUUUGGUUGUUGUCCAUUUACUUGGCCGGAAUUUUACAGGAUAUGCAGAAUUAAACAGAGAGGGAUUCUUCAUGCCAAUUCAGGACAACAAGCAGGAUCACUAAUGCAUGAUGAAGAGAAAUCUGGCGACGUGUUUAAGUUUGAAGAAACAAAUGGUAAUCUCGCAUCAAAUUACUGA
This is a messenger RNA of Zingiber officinale, 705 nucleotides long. RefSeq lists its product as uncharacterized. The transcript has 3 exons. NCBI's taxonomy places the organism in Eukaryota, Viridiplantae, Streptophyta, Magnoliopsida, Zingiberales, Zingiberaceae. The record is from RefSeq and is a predicted model, not a curated record. Bases 1 to 705 code for a protein of 234 amino acids.